AACAAAAAACCUUAACUUAAUUUAAUUCCCUAGUAUUAGUAUUAUUAUUAUCCUAUGUAACUCUUGAUCCAACAAAAUAAUUAUGUUUACAAUUUCAAAUAACUACAAAACUAAUCUCUCAAUCAUUUUCCUAUAAAUACUAGAAAAACUCCACUUCAAUCUCACCAUCACAAUUCACAUCUUUCUCUCUCUAAAAAAAAAAAACUCUCAAGUCUCAACAUUCUUACUAGUUUUCUAAGGCCUUGUUUGGAUAAAAUGGCAAAAGGAGGAAAGCUAAAAAACCUAAUGAAGAAACUUUCCUUUGGAAAAACUACCCGUACAAACAACACAUUAUCAUCAUCCGACUCCGUAACCGCCUCGUCGAGCUCGUUCUCCUCCUCGGCCUCCUCGGACACCUCCUCCACCACCACCACCACCCUACACCCGGUGUACGUAGGGAAGUCGAGGCGGCGGUACCUCCUCUCGACCGACGUAGUCGGCCACCCUAUCCUCCAACAGUUGGCCGGAAAAUCUACCGCCGAUGACGAGAUCACGGUGGAAGGGUGUGAGGUGGUGUUGUUUGAACACUUGCUUUGGAUGUUGGAGAAUGCUGACCCUAUGCCUGAGUCCUUGGAUGAACUUGCUGGAUUCUAUGCUUGUUGAAAAAAAUUGAAUUUGUUGUUGGUUUUAUAUUAUGGGCCUAUACUUUGGGCUUUUGAGAAUCAUGGGCUCUGUAUUUUGGGCCUGAGGAAUUGUAUUGCAGUGUAUAGAAUUAGUAGGGGUAGUUUAGGAACUACCUACAAAAAAAAAUUAAGUACUCUUAGGUUUUAGAAUGGGUAUGGCUUAGAUGAGGAUUAUUAUACAUUAAUCCCAAUAAAGUCAUCACUAAAAAAAGUUUUUAUUUCAUUUUAUGGGACGUUUUGUAUAUGAAUUAUUCACACAAAUUUAUUCUAUCCAUUUGAAGUCUCAUUCUGUUCUUAA
Spinacia oleracea (spinach) is the source of this 960-nucleotide messenger RNA. RefSeq names its product auxin-responsive protein SAUR76. Lineage: Eukaryota; Viridiplantae; Streptophyta; Magnoliopsida; Caryophyllales; Amaranthaceae. The transcript has a single exon. The record is from RefSeq and is a predicted model, not a curated record. Bases 256 to 642 code for a protein of 128 amino acids. Gene Ontology annotation, biological process: response to auxin.